CGAAGUUCAUUUUAUCCAAUCUGUCCCGAGGAGCAUCAACAUCAUAAGUUAUUGUGAACAUACAAGCGACAAGUUAGACAAACAUGGAGUAAGCCCUUUUCGCCAAGUUAUACAUCGAAUUCAAGUUGUAAACCAUCAAGCGAAAACCGUGGAUUUACCGACCGCCGAGUGAUCAGUCCACUAAACCCGUUGAGAAGAGCGACGAGUGUGGCGUUUGAUGUAACGCUUGUACGGCAUUGGCUCGCAUGUCGCAAUCAUGGCACGACUGACGACUUUGUACGGCGAUAAGCCAGCAGGAUUUUGUACUAUUUUAUCUCCGAACAGAGACAUUUGGCGGUAUGUGGCGAGUUGGGAACUACGGGUCAUCGUUUGUAUAAUUUCUCUGUCGAUGUUUACGUCACAUAUAAAGGCACUCAAUGUUCCUUCAGGUAAAGAAAUUACAACCAUGGAAUCACCAGCUACGGGUUCUGACGAGAAGUUAUCAAGGCAACUCAAGGAUGCUGAUGGGGUAAUCUUAAAAGACGAUGAGAAGAGAACGGGUAGUAGUGACAAACCAACCAAGGAAGAGAGACAGCACGGACUACAAACAAACUCAGAGAAGGACGUGCAGGGAAAUGACAAAAGUGAUAUCUUACUUGAGAGGCGAGACAAGAAGGUGGAUGAAUUAGACAAGAAAGGGAAUUUAUCUUCGUCAGAACAAGAUGUUGGAGAUGGUAGCUUAAAGACAUGGGAGGAGCUUUGGAACGACGAGGUCAUUCCGACCGACUUGGACUCCCCUAUAGACGUGGAUGAUUACUACACGUAUGAUUACUUUGAUGGUGACACCGACGAGGAAGCAGACACUGGUCCCUCGGUUGAGAGGAGCAAGAAGGACACCUCCUCGGCACCGCAGAGCCACCCCAAGAAGCUGGACCGCCUUGCCGACAUCGUGACCGGUGCUAACGCCCCCAUGGAACUGGUCAACUUCGGCACACCCAACCCGGAUAUAGAAAUCACCAUUGAGGUGGUGAACGGUGAUGACGUCAAACAAGAUGGCGUCGUGAUAUCUAUGGAUUUAAGAGAUGAUGCGCCAUUAUCACCAGAGAGAGGCGAUACAGAUACUCUUGAAGUUAACAACAAUGGUGGACGGGGGAAAGGUAAAGGCAAAAACGAUCGACCAACUCGACCCACGAUAAGGACAGAUGUGGAGGACUCGGUCAGGGAUGAACCGGAGUGGAGUUCUUUUGAAUUUGCGCCAUUUCUGGUCGGUAUACCUGUUCCCACAGGGGACGGAUUUGAAGCAGAAAACGAGGAGAAACAAGGCACAUGGACCGGCUGGACUACCUGCUCUGCGUCGUGUGGGGGCGGUAGAUCGGAGAGGUCUCGCUCCUGUGGAUUCUCCUGUACCGCUACAGAGUCAAGGGAUUGCAACCAACAAUCAUGCCCACGUCCUGGUAAGAGUGAAGUACCCACCGAGAUAGUUACCGAAGAGCCGCCCCAGCUUACUGCCCUCAACGAGGAGUAUCUCGACAUGGUUUUAACACCAGAAAAUUUCGAUGUUGACAGCUGCGAGGAAUGGAUGGGAUGUCGGAGUGAGACUCUCCUCUCGUACUUAGCUCGGCUUCAAGACCUGCCAAACUGUCCGUGCUCCUACCCAACAAACAUCCGUCAGAAUAACGCCAUCUGGGAUCUGCAAAAGCGGCAAAUGUUUCACUGGAAGGACGCUAGCGGCGACGAGGCCAAACUCCCCGUCUAUAAACCCACGGCAGAGUACUGCAUCAUCUCCACCCUCUCCCCACCGAGUACCAGCCUUGCCUCACAGCAGUGUUGCUAUGAUGACAACCAGAAGUUGAUCACACGCGGGCCUGGCGCUGGUACCCCACAACUCAUCAGCGCCGAGAUCUCACCCGAGCUCCACUACAAAAUCGACGUCAUGCCGUGGAUCAUCUGUAAAGGGGACUGGACCAAAUAUAACAAAGUCAGGCAUCCGAAUAACAUGUGGGAAUGCAAGGAGAAUCCCAUCCAAGCCGAUUUCUACCAGCUAUUUCAAGAGGCGAAGAAUUACUGAUGACAUGACAAUAACACUGGGGU
Asterias rubens (European starfish) is the source of this 2070-nucleotide messenger RNA. Its product is annotated as isthmin-like. The record is from RefSeq and is a predicted model, not a curated record. Lineage: Eukaryota; Metazoa; Echinodermata; Asteroidea; Forcipulatida; Asteriidae. The transcript is spliced from 5 exons. Bases 257 to 2047 code for a protein of 596 amino acids.